Messenger RNA from Homo sapiens (human), 7918 nucleotides. The record is from RefSeq and is a predicted model, not a curated record. NCBI's taxonomy places the organism in Eukaryota, Metazoa, Chordata, Mammalia, Primates, Hominidae.
GAACACCGCGGGGCAAGAUGGCGGUAGUGCGUCGGCUGCUGCCCCGGGUCUGGCAGAACUCGGGUGUUUUGGGCUGAGACAGUGGCAGCUGCGGCCCCGACCCCAAGUGCGGGGACCUCCGGCGAAUAAAGGUCGGCCUGCGGGUAGGCCGGUAGGGCCUGCGGUCCGGCCUGCGGGAGAACUGGGUCGUCAGUCCUCCGAGUGGUGGGGCUGGGGACUUUGAGGGAGUUGGCUCUAGGGCACAGUCCCUGCCUGGCCAGGUCGGAGGAACAAGUGCUGGGAUCUGGCGUGUGUGCUCCAGGGGCUCUUUCCGCGGCCCUUUCCACCUCUUUUCACUUUGGGGACGGUAGGCCUUUAUAAACGGACUAAUGCUGGGUGAUUUGUUCCUGUGGUUGUUGAUGCCGAGGAAAGACUCUGGGCCCCAGGACUCACCUAAACUGGAGUUCGAAUACUGUUCGCUCGCUGUGUGACCUUGGAAAAAAUAACAAGCUUUUCUGAAGUGAGAAGCUGUUCUCAGCCACGAGUCCUGUGCAAGAUCACUAAUGAUUACCUGGCAUUUCUGCGACACAGGCAGGUCCUCAGGGUUUGUGCAAGUUUGCAAACAUGUUCACCCUGUCUCAGACCUCGAGAGCAUGGUUCAUCGAUAGAGCCCGUCAGGCACGAGAAGAAAGGCUUGUGCAGAAGGAACGGGAGCGGGCAGCUGUUGUGAUCCAGGCCCAUGUCCGGAGUUUUCUCUGUCGGAGUCGACUGCAGAGAGAUAUCAGGAGAGAGAUUGAUGACUUUUUUAAAGCAGAUGACCCUGAGUCCACUAAAAGAAGUGCACUUUGUAUUUUCAAGAUUGCCAGGAAACUGCUGUUCCUAUUCAGAAUCAAAGAGGAUAAUGAGAGAUUUGAGAAGUUGUGUCGCAGCAUCCUGAGCAGCAUGGAUGCUGAGAAUGAGCCUAAGGUGUGGUAUGUGUCCCUGGCUUGUUCUAAGGACCUCACCCUCCUUUGGAUUCAACAGAUCAAGAACAUUUUGUGGUACUGCUGUGAUUUUCUCAAGCAGCUCAAGCCUGAAAUCCUGCAGGACUCCCGACUCAUCACCCUGUACCUCACGAUGCUUGUCACCUUCACAGACACUUCAACGUGGAAAAUUCUUCGGGGAAAAGGUGAAAGUCUUCGACCAGCGAUGAACCACAUUUGUGCAAAUAUAAUGGGACAUCUCAACCAGCAUGGAUUUUAUUCUGUGCUGCAGAUAUUGUUAACCCGUGGCCUGGCAAGACCCCGUCCUUGUCUAUCCAAAGGCACUUUAACAGCAGCUUUUUCUCUAGCGUUACGCCCUGUGAUUGCUGCACAGUUCUCAGACAAUCUGAUUCGGCCGUUCCUCAUCCACAUCAUGUCUGUGCCUGCUCUGGUGACUCAUCUCAGCACAGUGACCCCUGAGCGCCUCACUGUUUUAGAAUCCCAUGACAUGCUUCGUAAAUUCAUCAUAUUUUUAAGAGACCAAGAUCGAUGCCGUGAUGUAUGUGAAAGUUUAGAAGGAUGCCAUACGCUUUGUCUAAUGGGCAACCUCCUACACUUGGGCUCCCUCAGCCCCAGAGUGUUAGAGGAGGAGACAGAUGGGUUCGUGAGUUUGCUCACCCAGACGCUGUGCUACUGUCGGAAGUAUGUGUCUCAGAAGAAGUCCAACCUGACCCACUGGCAUCCUGUCCUUGGCUGGUUCUCCCAAUCUGUGGAUUAUGGCCUUAACGAGUCAAUGCACUUGAUCACCAAACAGCUGCAGUUCUUGUGGGGGGUGCCUCUGAUCCGGAUCUUCUUCUGUGACAUCCUGAGCAAGAAGCUACUGGAGAGCCAGGAGCCAGCCCACGCACAGCCAGCAUCCCCUCAGAAUGUGCUCCCAGUGAAGAGUCUCCUAAAGCGUGCUUUUCAAAAGUCGGCAUCAGUCCGGAAUAUUCUCAGGCCUGUCGGGGGUAAACGGGUCGACUCUGCAGAAGUCCAGAAGGUUUGCAACAUCUGUGUCCUCUACCAGACCUCGCUGACAACUCUCACACAGAUUCGGCUGCAGAUACUCACAGGUCUCACUUACCUUGAUGACCUGCUUCCCAAACUGUGGGCAUUUAUCUGUGAGCUCGGGCCCCACGGAGGGUUAAAGCUCUUCUUGGAAUGCCUGAACAAUGACACUGAAGAGUCCAAGCAACUCUUGGCCAUGCUGAUGCUGUUCUGUGACUGUUCGCGGCACCUCAUCACAAUCCUUGAUGACAUUGAAGUUUAUGAAGAACAGAUUUCAUUCAAACUGGAAGAGCUGGUCACUAUCUCCUCUUUCCUGAAUUCUUUUGUGUUUAAGAUGAUCUGGGAUGGAAUUGUAGAGAACGCCAAGGGUGAGACCUUGGAGCUGUUCCAGUCUGUCCACGGGUGGCUUAUGGUGCUGUACGAGCGGGACUGCCGGCGGCGCUUCACCCCCGAGGACCACUGGCUGCGAAAGGAUCUCAAACCUAGCGUGCUCUUCCAAGAACUCGACAGGGACAGAAAACGGGCACAGUUGAUCCUGCAGUACAUCCCACAUGUCAUCCCUCACAAAAACAGAGUUCUACUGUUUCGAACCAUGGUUACCAAGGAGAAGGAGAAACUGGGGCUGGUGGAAACCAGCUCUGCCUCCCCGCAUGUCACUCACAUCACCAUCCGCCGGUCCAGGAUGCUGGAGGACGGCUACGAGCAGCUUAGGCAGCUCUCCCAGCACGCCAUGAAGGGGGUCAUCCGUGUGAAGUUUGUCAAUGACCUCGGGGUGGACGAAGCAGGGAUUGAUCAAGACGGUGUUUUUAAGGAGUUCUUGGAAGAGAUCAUCAAGAGAGUUUUUGACCCAGCACUCAAUCUGUUCAAGACAACCAGUGGGGAUGAGAGGCUGUACCCCUCACCCACAUCCUACAUCCAUGAGAAUUACCUGCAGCUCUUCGAGUUUGUGGGGAAGAUGCUGGGGAAGGCUGUGUAUGAGGGAAUUGUGGUGGACGUGCCAUUUGCAUCCUUCUUCCUGAGCCAACUGCUUGGGCACCACCACAGCGUCUUCUAUAGCUCGGUGGAUGAACUGCCUUCUCUGGACUCCGAGUUCUAUAAAAACCUCACCUCCAUCAAGCGCUAUGAUGGGGACAUCACUGACCUGGGCCUGACGCUGUCUUACGACGAGGACGUCAUGGGUCAGCUUGUUUGCCAUGAACUGAUUCCUGGAGGGAAGACCAUUCCUGUUACAAAUGAAAAUAAAAUUAGCUACAUCCAUCUGAUGGCACAUUUUCGAAUGCACACUCAAAUAAAAAACCAAACAGCUGCCCUCAUUAGCGGAUUCCGUUCCAUUAUCAAACCCGAGUGGAUCCGAAUGUUCUCAACUCCUGAACUGCAGCGUCUCAUCUCUGGCGACAAUGCUGAGAUUGAUCUGGAAGAUUUAAAGAAGCACACAGUCUACUACGGUGGUUUCCAUGGAAGUCACAGAGUCAUCAUCUGGCUCUGGGAUAUUCUGGCCUCCGACUUCACACCGGAUGAGAGAGCUAUGUUUCUGAAGUUCGUGACCAGCUGCUCCAGACCCCCGCUCCUGGGAUUCGCCUACCUCAAGCCUCCAUUCUCCAUCCGCUGCGUGGAGGUGUCGGACGAUCAGGAGCCACACUUUAAGAAGGAUGCAGGAGGCUGGGCGUGGUGGCUCACGCCUGUAAUCCCAACACUUUCGGAGGCAGAUGGAUGACUUGAAGUCAGGAGUUCGAGACCAGCCUGGCCAACAUGGCGAAACCUCGUCUCUACUAAAAACACAAAAAUUAGCCCGGCAUGGUGGCAGGCACCUGUAGUCUCAGCUACUCUGGAGGCUGAGGCAGGAGAAUCACUUGAACCCGGGCGGCAGAAGGUUGCAGUGAGCUGAGAUUGCGCCACUGCACUCCAGCCUGGGUGACAGAGCUAGAUUGUCUAAUAAAAAAAAAAAGUGGGGGGUAGCAGGAAAAACUAGCCCACAGCCAGAGAUGGUACCAUAAGGAGGGUUGGAGCGGGCCUCUCAAAGCAAGCCUAGCAGUGUACCCAAGCUACAUGUAGACGAUGGGCCACCCGAGAUGUUAGCAGCAUCCUGAGGGGGUGUCGGCCUCUGUCUUGGAGGGUGCUGGCUUAAGGGUUGAGCCUCAGACUGCAGGGUGUGUUUGGGAAGCAGCUGCCCACAGCUCUGGUCAUUAAAGAAGAGAGCGAGCUGGUUCUUCUGGCCCCAGCAAUAACAACAAAACAACCUGGAGUAUGGUCCCUGCAGCCCUUCCCAGACACAGAGUUCUCAUUCUCCAAACGUGGACAUCCGGAGGGACACACGGCCUUACGUGGCCACCAGCAGGCCAUGGACGGACAUUGCCCAGCCCACGUUGCUGCCACAGGUGGACACUCAGAGCGAGAGAGAGGGAAGUUGGGGUGCUGGUGGGAAUGGGUGUGGACUGGAAUGUUCUAGAGGUAUGGGGGGCCUGAGACAUCUUGUGAAGUGGGGCGGGGGGCGGGGCUUCUCCAUGAGGCCAAAGGUGAGCAGGCCUCUGGGUGUUUCAGAAGAACUGCCCUGGCAACAUGCAAGUACAGUUCUAGCAGAGACGCCAAAUCAACUGUCAAAACCGAGCCACUGCCACCCCACAAAGCCAGGAAAAGCUUCUAACUGACAAUCUUGGGUAAGUCGGCCCUCAGCCUCUGCAUCUCCCACCACAGACCAAGGCUCCCAGAUCCCCCCAGCCCAUGCACUCCAUGUGGUCCCCUCUGUGUGCCUGGAUACAUCGGGACUCUUGGGUGUCACUGGGGAUUCCUGCCCUGCCACAUGGGGUAAGCUACUGGUAAUUACUCAGCUGUGGGAGCUCCUGGUCAUCAGCCUUCAAACACAGAAACUCAGGUAUUUUUCCCAGCAGACCCUGACCAGCCUCUGUAUUUCUCCAUAACGCUGGUCGGCUGGGCACAGCGAUCUUGGCAACAGAUUUUGCGAAAUAAACUUGGUCAGUGGAUCCCAGUCAACAAAAUGUUUUUCCAUCUGUUACCCACUUCCUCCUGCCUGUGAAGGGGCAGUGCUCUCUCCUUCUUAUAGGUGAGGCUCUGAGAGGUGGAGUGAGUGACUUGCCCAGGGACUCAAAGCCAGGAUAUGAGGAACUGGGAUGUAAGCCCAAGCCUUUGACCAGGAAGGUGACCUCACUCACUCACUUGCCUUCCCUGAUCGUCAGAGGCCUGGACAGAAGCCUUCUGUCUCCCAGAGGGGCUAGUCCCACUGACUCUCCUGACCUGCUCCCAUCCCACUAGGGACACUGUCCAGGGGAGGGAGCACACCCCAUGUGGGGCUUGGUGUGAAGUCUGCUGGGUGGCUUUGUCACAUUGCAGAUGGUGCCAGAUGAGCCGGGCCCCGCCCAGGAAGCCAGACUGCCAGGGAGUUCAGACUCAGCCAACAAACAGACCCACAGGGCCUCCUGUGCCCCAGGCUGGGUGCUGAGUUACAGCCGUGCACACGGUGGACGUGAUCCCUGCCCUACAGAGCUCACUCUCUGGUGGGAAAGAGUCAGAACUAAUUCAAGGAGGAGGUGUAUGGCCACAUCCUGUGAUCAGCGUCCCUGGCAUCUAGUGCUGUGCUAUUCUGAUGCCCACUCAAGUGGGGAAAGCUGAGGUCAGGAGCUGGUCAUUCCCAUGCCCAAGGCCCCAGAGUCAGUUAAGUGGCAGAGCCAGGAUUCAAACCCUGGUCUGCCACACUCCAGAGCCCUCACUCGGUUUGAGCAGGCAGAAGAGGGGUGGGAGAACAUUCUAGGCAAAGGGCUCAGCUUGAGCCAAGCCCCAGGGGCUGCUCUGUCCCUUAUCUGGAGCCCGCUGCCUCCACUGCUUGUCCCACUUACCCUUGCCGGGGAUGCUGCAAACUGACAGACACACCCAUUUUGCCAGUGAGUUCCCACAGCAUUUUAAAGGACUUCUUCAGGACCCUAGAGCCCUGGUCUCCCCAAGGCUGCAGAGCAGCAGCUGCCCCCCAGGCACAGAGCUGAAAGGCAGAGCUGGAUUUCAGGGUGUGCUGAGUAAAGGGCCGAUCUACCCUGCACUUUGGAAGCUCACCGGGUAGAGGGAGGCCAGAGGAAUUUCAGGGACUCCACGACUUCCUUAGCUUAUCAUUCAUGUCCCAACAGGCUGCAGCCUGUCUCCCUACCAGCUAAGGCAGAGUUGCAAGUGGGACAGAAUCAGUGCCCACUCCAAACAUGGCUCCUUGGCUGCAUCUGGGAACGGGUUCCAUUAGGUGGUGUGUGGAGGGUCUCAAACAUCUUAACAGUGAUGGUGAAUGCGCCAGUGCCUCUGCAGCAGGGGCCAGAGUUCCUGUCUCCCCUCCUGGUUUGCUAUCACAGGGGCCCCUGGUGAAUAGGCUGGGUGGCUCAUCCCAGCGAGUGUUCAAACUCAAAAGCUGGAUGGCUAGAAACUGCCCACCUGCACCAAACCACCAUCAGAAGUGGUCUUUAUCAGCCAGGGCAACAGAAGCCAGCUCUGCCUCACUUAGAAAAGAAAUGUAUUGGGCAGUAUUGAGGGCUGGAAGCCCAGGCCACAAGCAGAAUGGGAGCCAGGGCAGUUCAGGGGACCUGUGCAGUUCAGCCUGAAGCUGGGUCUCUUUAGGAUGCUGUGGGCGUGAAUGAACCAGCUCCAGCCAGCAACCCAUCCUCGCUCAGUGCAUGCAGGGGUCUUUAGGGAAAUUCAGAGAAAAUUCAGGGAUUGAAGUAGACUGGGCAAGGCACUGAUGUCAUUCAUUCUUUCAUACUCAUUUCAAUAAAUAUUUUUGGGCACCUGCUGUGUGCACAGCCUGUUCUAGGCACUGGGAUUCAAUCUCAUUUUGUUGUUCUUGAGACUGAGUCUCAUUCUGUUGCCCAGGCUGGCAAUGUGGCACGAUCUCGGCUCGCUGCAACUUCUGCCUCCUGGGCUCAGGUGAUCCUCCCACCUCAGCCUCCCGAGUGGCUGGAACUACAGGUGCACGCCACCACACCUGGCUAAUUUUUGUAUUUUUUGUAAAGACAGAGUUUUGCAAUGUUGCUCAGGCUGGUGUUGAACUCCUGGGCUCAAGCGAUCCUCCUGCCUCAGCCUCCCAAACUGCUGGGAUUACAGGUGUGAGACACCACACCCAGCCGGAUUCAGAGUAUUUUGAGAGAGACAGACACCAAAGGAGAAACCAAUAAGAUAAUUUCUGGUGUGUUGAAAAUGAGACAAAGAGCCCCAUGGAGAUUGUAUCCCAUGGGAAGAAGUAAAUCCUCAAAAAGAAAUUGAAGCAAUUGGAUGGUGGGUCCCCAAACAGCAAAUAUCCACAAGAGGCGUCCUGCCCACACUGGCCCCAGGGCAGUGAUCAGGAUUCAGAUUCCAGAACUAGACUAGAAUUCAAAUCUAGCCUCAGCCACUUUCUCAUCACGACCUGGAGCAAGUCACUUCGUCUUUCCAAGCUUGCAAAAUUGGGAUGAUCACUCUUCCCUGGUUGCUGAGAUCAAACAAGGUCAUACAUGCAGUGCCGGCCAUGCAGGCAUCAUCGAGUUCCAUCCUGAGAACUCGAUCACGUCCUGGGUGCAUGUGCGCGUACGCGCGCACACACAUGUACACACGCACACGCAUGCAUGCAUGCACGGUGGGGCACCCAAGCCGAUGCCCGCUCCUCGAGGCUGGGGGCUAUGCAUGCCUGACCCUCUGGUGUAUUCAAUUAUAGGUUUAGCCACAUUCAUUCCUCCCUCCUUGUAGGUAAGAUUUAUUAAAAUACCCAAUCACAGAAAUAGCCCUGCUCCCUGACAGCAGCCAACCCACAGCGAAACCACGUUUCCUUGAACCCUCCCCCAAACCCCAACACACGCCAAAACCCUAUAAUAAGUCCUUGCACAGACCCUCUUCCUGAGGCACCCCAGGUUCCCCACGGUGCGCGUGCUCCCUUAUUGCAACAAGACAAUAAAUCUGACUUUGUUCGACUA